AUGUCUCAGCGCGACUCUAGUUCCUCUAGCGGGACACCCAAUUUUGUUUUCGUGGCCGAAAAUAGCCACUCGCAAGCUCGGAGCCAUGCGAUGCGUGAGCACUGGAAACAGCGGCAUGGACGCAGGCGAGAGGCCAAAUCGCACUCUAGACGAAAAUCCCGGACACUUGUCUCGCGUUCGGAGCUGAAUGAAGAUACCUCUCAAUCCCAUGAUGCCCUUACAGAUGGUUCCCCGGACGGGCACCAAGGCAAUUCAGAUCAAAACAGGGAGCAAUAUCCCAGUGUCGCUACCCAGCUUUUGUCUGGCCUGAGCCGCACUUUUUCUCCUUCCAGACCUGACCCAUUUCAAACAUGCCCUGUUCCUCUUACAAGCCAACAUCAGAAAUUGCUCCACCAUUGGAUAAGCACUCAUGCAGCGAUGAUGUUCGAAGAUCUGGAUGCUGCCGAUUUCAAUCCAAUGAGGGAUGUUUGGUUUCCCUUGGAUCUGUCGAAUCCGUCAUCUUUCAAUUGCGUUAUGGCACAUUCUGCUGCCCAUCUAGCUCAUCUCUAUGCCGGAACAUGUCCACAACGAGGCACAAAGUCCUCUGAUGCCUUGAGGUUUAAAGCCGAGGCAUUGAGGAUCCUGCGCUGUUGGCUUGUUGAUCCAAAAACAGAGCUGAGUGAUGACGCUUUUGCCGCCAUUAUUCGUCUUCUCACGUUCGAGAGAUAUUGGGGCACCGUUGCGGAGUGGAAAAUUCACCGUGACGGCUUACAGAGAAUGAUCGAAGCCAAGGGUGGCGUUGAAGAGCUGCGUGAUAACUGGCGCUUAGAGCUUGUGGUCUACCUUGUCUCUUUGAUGUCACAGCCAUCAUGGCUUGAGUCCACGAAUAAUCUCGAGGAGAUAUCUCGCCUUCCAUCCCAAUCCCCAAUUGCCCAUCCGAUCCUUCUGUCUCUCGACAUCCAAAAAGUCCGCUGUCUUUGGUUAAUAUCAUUUAUCCAAGAUAUGCGGACCUUCAUGGGAUCUUUCCAUAGAAUCGGGUUGUCAAUCUUUCCAUCUGUUCACACUGCAGUUGAACUGUUACGACACAAUCUGCAGCUUUGCCUCGAGAGCACUUCUGUCGAGACAUAUGUCUCCGAACUGGAAGAUGAAAUGUUGACAUGCCUCUUCUCAAUCGGUGUCAUAUUGCAGGAGUCGAUUUCCCCUCUAUACGAAAGCACUUCUCAAACACCAGCAUUCAACACCUUGACUAUGCUGGAUAGCGCUUUGAGUGAAUCUCAGGAUGCAUGGAGCCAGUCCGUUCGCAACUUGCGCUCCACUCUCUGUCAGAUUCUUGUGCAAUUAUACGGCAUUGGGGACUUCAAGGUCAAUUACGUUGUGGAGUUAGUCAAGGUCCUUAGCAUGCUGAGCUUGGAGGCACGCCGAGGAGUUGAAAAGUGUCUUCUCAAUUUAUUCUACUCAUUGGGGGACCGGGGAAACAUGGCUUUGAUCGACGAUGGAUGGACACCCGAUUCGCUAUUAUCUACUGUGCGUGGGCAUUGA
This is a messenger RNA of Penicillium alfredii, 1518 nucleotides long. RefSeq lists its product as uncharacterized. Lineage: Eukaryota; Fungi; Ascomycota; Eurotiomycetes; Eurotiales; Aspergillaceae. The coding region runs from base 1 to 1518 and encodes 505 amino acids. The transcript is spliced from 4 exons. The record is from RefSeq and is a predicted model, not a curated record.